Schistocerca piceifrons (Central American locust) is the source of this 1912-nucleotide messenger RNA. RefSeq names its product osteoclast-stimulating factor 1-like. NCBI's taxonomy places the organism in Eukaryota, Metazoa, Arthropoda, Insecta, Orthoptera, Acrididae. Gene Ontology annotation, molecular function: protein binding. The record is from RefSeq and is a predicted model, not a curated record. Gene Ontology annotation, biological process: signal transduction. Bases 201 to 872 code for a protein of 223 amino acids. The transcript has 5 exons.
AGUAGGAGAGCCAUUGCUUCCAAGUCAAUGAUAAUUUUUUGUCUUUAUCUCUGCGGUUUUGGGUGGCGUGUUGUGUGUUGUACGCUUCCUAGUUCCUACACUGUGCAGUGUGCACUUGUGCAGCAGUGUUGUCAUGGACGUACAGCGGUUUUGCAGUGUUAGAUAACGCUAAUGUGUGAAUCUGUUGUCUAAAAAAGAUAAUGGCUGCAAAAUUAUCCGCCACCCGACCCGCUCCACCAAAACCUAUUCCUAAACCCGGAAAGGUGAAGGUUGUGAGAGCACUGUACAAUUACACAGCACAAUUAACAGAUGAACUAUCCUUUCAAGAAGGUGAUUUGCUGUAUGUGUUUGACCAAGUGACAGACCCAAAUUGGUGGAAAGCCCGGUGUGGGAAUAGAACUGGUCUUAUCCCCAGCAAUUAUGUGGAAAGCCAGACAGAAGAAGUGGAAAUGCCACUGCAUGAAGCAGCUCGGCGGGGCAAUCUUAGUUUUCUGCAAGAAUGUUUAAGACAAGGUGUAUCUGGCACAGGAUUGGAUAGUGCUGGUAACACACCUUUAUACUGGGCAAGCCAUGGUGGCCAUAUUGACUGUGUAAAGGAACUUAUAUCAUUACCAAAUCAAAUAAUCGAUGCUCAGAAUAAAGUUGGUGACACUGCGCUGCACGUAGCUGCUGCCCGUGGACAUACUGAAGUUGUGGAGAUUCUGUUAGAAAAGGGGGCAAAUGCUGAUUUGUGCAACAAAGAUGACCAGACACCACUGGAUCUUGCUAUGAAUCCUGCUCUAAGGAACAUCAUUCAGUUGAAUAAAACACAUCGCACAAACAAUCAUUUAACUUGCUACAGUGCAGAGGACUAUGCUGAUGAUUCAGAUUGAAACUGCAUGCUGCUCUUCUUUUGUUGCUGUGAUAUUGUAAACACCAAACAAGUAAGAUAUCAGAGGACUAUCUGAGCCAGUAGUUAAACAUUCCAAUAUUUAUAUAAAAAUGGGGGAAGAACAAUAUUAAAAGAUGUGUACAAUAGUUUAAAAUGCAUUGUACUCCUGUAUUAAAAAUGGAUAAAAUAAUUCAGUAACAAUUUGUUGGUUGUAACCGAAAGAAAAAGUAUAUUUUAUUUUGUAAUAUUUGUUACCAAAGUAAUAGGUUUUGAAAAUACAUUGGAUAAAAUGUAAAGUUACCCAAGAUACUGCAAGUUAAUGACAAACUUUAGAAUAGCUUUAAUGACUGAUGUGCAAGAGUAACUUAUUUCUAGUGACUGGCUGUUCUGCCCCAGUCUUGAGAUUGGCAUCUACAGCUAACAGAAAUGGAGACGCUCAACUACCAAGCAAUCUAGGGUGUCUCUAAGGUCAUGCUACCAUGAUCCUUUGUGAGUUCAGGGUGCCCAUUUCUUCUGUUUACCUGUUCAGCUCGAGCCAAAUUAAAUCAGUGGAAUGCCACAUUGAAGAUUUUUCACAAACAUGUUACUCUUUUUUACAGUUUGUUAGAAUUAAAUGUCAGUUAAUGGCUUAUUGGUGUUAAAAGUCCUUCACAUCUUCAUUAAGAUAAAAAUUAAAGUCUGAAAAUCGGGCAGUACAGAAGUGGGAGGAGUUUCAUAUCCAACUAUGUUAGAAUAAAUAAAUAAAUCCAGCUUUGCAUUUGUAAAAGAUUCUUGGACUUUCAUAUUAAUUUCCUAGAAGUAUGUUCUGAAAUAUUCGAUGUUAUAUAUGUAUAAGAGCGCUCACUCUCAAGAGUGACUUUGUUAGAUUUUGUGACAUCAUUAUAACAAAUGUUCACCCCUGGUAGCUAAUCGGUCAGCAUGACGGAAUGUCAUACCUAAUGGCCCGGGUUCGAUUCCUGGCUGGGUCGGAGAUUUUCUCUGCUCAGGGACUGGGUGUUGUGUUGUCCUUAUCAUCAUUUCAUCCCCAUUGAUGCACAAGUC